Molecule: messenger RNA, 1336 nt
Organism: Sebastes umbrosus (honeycomb rockfish)
Lineage: Eukaryota; Metazoa; Chordata; Actinopteri; Perciformes; Sebastidae
Product: transcription factor HES-2-like
Exons: 4
Coding region: 388-978 (196 amino acids)
Biological process (GO): regulation of neurogenesis; anterior/posterior pattern specification; regulation of transcription by RNA polymerase II
Cellular component (GO): nucleus
Molecular function (GO): protein dimerization activity; DNA-binding transcription factor activity, RNA polymerase II-specific; RNA polymerase II cis-regulatory region sequence-specific DNA binding
Source: RefSeq, a predicted model, not a curated record
AUUGUUGUUUGUGGAAUACAUAUUUGGCUGAAUGAGCAUUCGGUGCGUCCAAACUUUACGCGUCUUUACGCGCACAUUUAUUCAGCUUGCUGACGCAGGUUUAGUUGUAUUUGGUCUCUGGAUCACAGCGCAGACACGCACUGCAGUUGUCACGCGUGGAUUAGAGUAGAAGACAGAUGGUUAUCUUACUAAAUUUGAUGGUUUUGUGUUGUUUCCAUCGAAUACGUGGCCAGACCAAAUGGUUUGGUGUUGGCUUGGGGGCGUGCCCGUGACGCACGUGAACCGACGCCACCGAGCUGCAUAUAAACCUCAGCCUUUGACCGUUAGAGACACAUCUUCCUCAGCCUCUGCUCUGGACACUUCUCUGGCACAAAGACGAAGCUGAAAAUGUCUCCAAACAUGACUUGUGAACCUCUCCAGUCUUUUUCUCCAAGGCUUACUGUGGCCAAAAGAAAAGAGGCUCUUGAGCUCAGAAAGACAAUGAAACCUUUGAUGGAAAAGAAAAGGCGCGCUCGUAUCAACGAUAGCCUGAACCUUUUGAAAAACCUCAUCCUUCCUCUCACAGGCAGAGAUAAGACUCGCUACUCCAAGCUGGAGAAAGCAGACAUCCUGGAGAUGACUGUGAGGUUCCUCGGAGAUAUCCCACCUGUUAGCACGAAAGACUCCACAGACAGUUACAGAGAAGGCUACAGAGCCUGCCUGCAGCGCGUCUCCACUCUGAUCCCCAAAACCAGCCUGGAUCAGGACGCGUGUCAGCGGGUCAACGAUUUCGUGCAGCAGUCCAAGUCCAGCACCGUCACCAAGACCUGCAUGAACUGCUGCCCUCAGAGCUCCAGGACUUUCCCUCAAAUACAGCAGAGACUCCUGAGCCUCAAAUCCAGCUUCAGCUCCAGACUGGAGAGCCAGUCCUGCAGCAGCAGCAGCAGAGCGCAGUCCGGUCUGCAGGCUGUCAACGCCUCCAUGUGGAGACCUUGGUGAACCUCAUAAAAGGGUCUCCCAAAAGCCUGUAAAGUGUUUCAUAUGUAGGCAGCAUGUUGAGAUAGCAUCACUUGUAAAUAUGCACAGUGAGUUUUCCGUCGCUCCCGUUGAUGAAAAGCCAGAAUUCAUCGUUAAAUCGUAUCUGUUGAGUAUUAUAUACUUACGUUUUGCGCACGAGUCUGUUGUCCUGUUUAAGUUGACACGUUUAGACAGUCGUAUUUCUUUAAAUCUGCAUGUAUGUAUACGUUAAAUAUUUAGUCCUGUUUGUGGACUAAGUGAUUAAGGGCCAUUGAAACAGCCCUGUAAGACCCAAAGGGUCAGUCUGUAUGAAUCUGCACCUCAGAGUCCUGAGACUGUG